Molecule: messenger RNA, 2004 nt
Organism: Beta vulgaris subsp. vulgaris (sugar beet)
Lineage: Eukaryota; Viridiplantae; Streptophyta; Magnoliopsida; Caryophyllales; Amaranthaceae
Exons: 5
Coding region: 1-2004 (667 amino acids)
Source: RefSeq, a predicted model, not a curated record
AUGGAGAUUCAUGCGGCAAUUUUUGGGAUUGGGAAUGCACAGUCUCCUGGAUUAGAUGGUUCUACCGCGGAAUUUUUUAAAACUUACUGGGAUCUUCUUGGGAUACAUGUGUUCCAAGCUGUUAAUCGUUUCCUUACAUCGGGUUUUAUCCUACGCGAAUGGAACCAAUCUCUUUUGGGUUUAUUGCCAAAAGGUCCAAACCCUGAGGAUGUUACUCAAUUUCGGCCGAUUAGCCUAUGCAAUACAAUUUACAAAUGCGCUUCCAAAUGUUUGGUUAACCGGCUGCGGCCGUUGCUCCAAGAUCUUAUCAGUGAAUACCAAAGUGCUUUCAUACCGGGUCGUCAUAUGGAGGACAACAUCUUGGUCAGUCAUGAACUAACCCAUGUUAUCAAUAAACACAUGCGUGGCAACGUCCAUCUUGCUGCCCUAAAACUUGACAUGAAUAAGGCAUAUGAUCGUGUUAACUGGGUGUUUCUCUUAAAAGUUCUCAAGGCCUAUGGAUUUCCUGGCCAUUGGUUACGAUUAAUUCAUCAAUGUAUUUCCACCGUCACAUAUCACAUUCUCGUGAAUGGGCAAGUGUCUAAGGCUUUCACUCCCCAAUGUGGUCUACGGCAGGGUGAUCCCAUUUCCCCUUAUCUGUUUUUUGUUCUGUAUGGAUAUCUUGUCUCGCAUGUUAACACUUGCUACAGAUAUUCGACUCUUCGACGGGUUUCGCGCACACAGCGGAUUACCACCUGGAACCGCUCACCCAUAUCUCAAGCUGGAAAGUUGAUACUUAUCAAUUCUGUUCUUAUUGCUUCAAUCGCUCACAUUCUCUCGGUCUUUCUGCUGCUGACAACCAUUGCCAACAAGGUGGAAGCCAUGGUUGCUAGAUUAUUCUGGACUAAUCACUCUGGUAAAGGAAUUGCAUGGAGACGAAAGGAAAUUUUGCAUAUGCCCAAAGGUGCUGGUGAUCUCGGGUUACGUAGUGUUUCGUUUCAUAAUCGUUCAUUAUUGAUAAAGAAGGUUUGGCGUAUUCAUAGGAAUUCCAACCUCCUCAUCAGCAAGGUUUUUGCUUCCCAUCCCCUACAAAGUGCACCAACACUCUCCACACUCAAUUCUUUAAGAGGUCAAAGCUCUUGGGGUGCUUGGGGUCUGUGCCAAGCGGAAAAGAUUCUUAUCGAUAAAUGGGUCAAUGGAAAGGUUCCGAUCUUCCGCAAUCAGAUCACACUCCGUACGGCGGCUACUGUAACUAUCGGGUCUCUCCUGUUACCUCAUCAACAAGGAUGGAAUGUUCCACGACUAUAUUCUCUUUUCACUCCUGCGACGGCUCGUGCUAUCCGGGGUUUAGAGAUGCCGCAGAUAACUGAUCCUUCCGACAUUCCUUUUUGGCCUUUCACAAAUUCUAUUGCUAAUCUUUCGUCUAGGGGUAUGUCCGGUUCGGAUGACUGUCCAUGUUGUGCUACGGAACCUGAGACUUGCCAACAUCUCUUCAGAAUGUGCCCCCUUGCUACUGUUGCUUGGCGGACUAGCCACUUGGGGCAUCGUCUACCACAUUUUGUUGCCACACUAUGGGCUAUCUGGCAGUGUCGAAAUAAUUUGGUUUUCAACAAUGUCACACCAGAUAGUGAAGUUCUACGCUCUCUUAUGUCCCAAGUUAUGCAGCAACAUGUCACCUUUAUUGCAAGGCCCUCCACCAGCAAGCGGGAUUUCGCAGAAGGUCCGGGUCCACCAGGGUUCCUCAUGGCACAUUUUGGGUCUUCUUUUUGCGGGGUUCCCCAGCUACAUAUACAAGUGGAUGGGUCGUGGGCAGAGACCUCACCUUUGGCAGGUAUUGCCUGGGUGGCCGGCAGCGUCAAUCCUAACAACAGGCAAGGGGAGGGUAGUUGCAUUCAUGCCAGUUCUGCGCUGCUCGCUGAAGCUAUGGUCUCAGGGCCUUGGUUUGGGCACAUGGCCAAGGCUAUACUCAGAUCGCAGUCAAUACGGAUUCUGCGAUUGUGGUACAGAGCUUACUUAACCCGAUGA